This is a messenger RNA of Cimex lectularius (bed bug), 1001 nucleotides long. It is a transcript of the gene mge, whose product is annotated as mitochondrial import receptor subunit TOM22 homolog. Lineage: Eukaryota; Metazoa; Arthropoda; Insecta; Hemiptera; Cimicidae. Gene Ontology annotation, biological process: intracellular protein transport. The transcript has 4 exons. Gene Ontology annotation, cellular component: mitochondrial outer membrane. The coding region runs from base 203 to 598 and encodes 131 amino acids. The record is from RefSeq and is a predicted model, not a curated record.
UCGAGGAAUUCGCAGGCGCAGAGUGGUUUUUGCUUUCUUUGCCCGUAGAGUAAACUUCCGAAAUUUCCGAAUUUCUCGCGACUUUUCCGACCCCGGAGGUGCCGAAUUUAAUUUCCACAUCAAAUUCCGCCGAUUGCGUUUUUCCCCGAGCUCCGACCACGACCGUUCGAGUCCGUACCGGAAUAUUUCUAAUCCUCGACUUAUGGCAGGUGGUGAAGAAUCGGAUAGCGGUAUGGGUUCGAUGCCUGAUAGCAGUAAAGAUGUGACCCCGGAGAAAAAGAGGACCAGCUGCUUUGACGACGAUUCAGAUGAUGAAACCUUGGGGGAGAGACUCUGGGGGCUGACGGAAAUGUUCCCAGAGGGCGUGCGGAGUGCGACAAUGUCAUUAUACUGUGGGACAAAAUCCAGUCUGAAAUACUUGUAUUCGUUGUCGAGAACUACACUUUGGAUAUUCUUCAGCUCAUCAGCAAUUUUGUUUGCACCAGUGCUUUUUGAAGUCGAAAGGGCUCAGGUCGAAGAAGCUCAAAGGACCCAACAAAAACAGGUGUUGCUGGGACCAAAUACAGCCAUGGCUGGAGGGCCUGGAGGCCGUAGUUAGACGAUAACUGGAAAAUUAGAAAUAGACUUUUUAAAGCGGUUUCAAGGUCUUUUAUUGACGAAAUUUAUUUUUAUUGUUUGUUACGGCUUACGAUAAAUGGAGGAACUUAACUGGAGCAAUGGUUAUUAUACUCCUCUGUUUUAAAUUAAAUUAAAUUGUCUCUCAUUUGGCCUUGAAUGAGCAUUUAUGCUAGUCUUAAGUUAAUUAAGAGGAAACUGCUCUUAUUUUUCCACCCCGAAUUUUUAUAUUUGCCAUUUUUGAUCCUUGUUAUGUUUAAAAUAAUUAUUCACUUUAUCUAACUGUAGUUUUUUUUAGUUGAAAUUGCUUUUUAGCUUUUUGUUUAAAUUGAUACUAGCAUGUACAUACUCAUGUAUAGUUAAAUAAAAUUGAGAUCACAUCGUUU